CCUCAGAUUGACAACGAAGCCAUCCCAUGCUAUGCUCCUCAACCCUGGGCUUCUAUUUCCGUUGCCGCCGUUACUCUUCUGCGCUCGCGCCUCUGCCGUCUAAACUCUGCCUCACCCUCAGGUUCUUCUCUUCCGCUUCGUCACCACUUCCGCCGUCGCUCAUGGUGGAGGUUCCUGCUCAGAAGGCCCAGCCUUCUGCCGCUUCCCCUAAGGACGAAGCUUAUCUUCAGACCGUCAUUUCCAAGCGCGUUGCCCUCUUCGAAUCCCUCAAGGCGCAGCAAAUCGCCCAUCGCCAAAGCAUCGGCGGCGAUCUAAUCAAGAUUACUUUGCCGGAUGGAACAGUGAAGGAAGGGAAGAAGUGGAUAUCGUCGCCUUUCGACAUUGCCAGAGAGAUAUCGAAAAGUUUAGCUUCCAACGCUCUUAUUUCGCAGGUAAAUGGGAUUCUCUGGGACAUGUCGAGGCCACUGGAGAGCGACUGUGAGCUUAAGCUCUUUACAUUUGACAGUGACGAAGGCCGCGAUACCUUUUGGCAUUCAAGCGCGCACAUACUUGGACAGUCUCUUGAGCAAGAGUAUGGAUGCCGGCUCUGCAUUGGGCCUUGUACGACUAGAGGGGAGGGUUUCUAUUAUGAUGCAUUUUAUGGUGAUCUAGGCUUGAAUGAGGAUCACUUCAAAAAAAUUGAAUCAGGGGCACAGAAAGCCGCUGCGGAAAAACAACCCUUUGAGCGGAUUGAAGUAACAAGGGAGCAGGCUCUUGACAUGUUUUCUGAUAAUAGUUUCAAGAUUGAAAUCAUCACCGAUUUGCCUGAAGACAAAACUAUUACAGUGUAUAGAUGUGGUCCCCUGGUUGAUUUGUGUCGUGGACCCCAUAUACCAAAUACGUCUUUUGUUAAAGCAUUUGCUUGUUUAAAGGCUUCAUCAGCUUACUGGAGGGGCAAUAAAGAUCGUGAAAGUUUACAAAGAGUUUAUGGCAUAUCUUAUCCUGAUUCAAAACGCUUGAAGGAAUAUAUAACUCAGCUGGAAGAAGCCAAGAAAUAUGACCACCGAUUAUUGGGGACAAAGCAGGAGCUUUUCUUUUGUCACCCACUUAGUCCAGGAAGUUGGUUUUUCCUUCCACAUGGAACUCGAAUUUACAACAAGUUAAUGGAGUUUAUACGGAAACAGUACUGGGAGCGAGGUUACCAAGAGGUUUUGACACCAAAUAUGUAUAACAUGCAACUCUGGGAAACAUCUGGUCAUGCUGCAAAUUACAAGGAAAAUAUGUUUGUAUUUGAGGUUGAAAAACAAGAGUUUGGACUUAAACCAAUGAACUGCCCUGGGCACUGUUUGAUGUUUGAACAUAGAGUUCGUUCAUAUAGAGAACUUCCUCUUCGCCUGGCUGAUUUUGGGGUCUUGCAUCGAAAUGAGGCAAGCGGUGCUCUUACAGGAUUAACUCGUGUCAGGAGAUUUCAGCAGGAUGAUGCUCAUAUUUUCUGCAGGGAGUCCCAGAUAAAAGAUGAAGUUAAGGGUGUCCUUGAAUUCAUCAAUUGCGUCUAUGGUAUAUUUGGGUUCACUUUUGAGCUGAAGCUUUCAACGAGGCCAGAGAAAUACCUCGGGGAUUUAGCAACAUGGGAAAAAGCUGAGGUUGCACUUGCUGAAGCAUUAAAUGAGUUUGGAAAGCCAUGGCAGGUGGAUGAAGGUGAUGGUGCAUUUUAUGGCCCAAAGAUAGAUAUCAGUGUUUCUGACGCAUUAAAGAGAAAGUUCCAGUGUGCGACAUUGCAGCUGGAUUUUCAGCUUCCUUCUCGUUUCAAUCUCUCUUACUCAGCAGAGGAUGAAGCUAAGAGGGAGAGACCUGUCAUGAUACAUCGAGCCAUAUUAGGUUCUGUUGAGCGCAUGUUUGCAAUACUUUUGGAACAUUACAAGGGAAAAUGGCCUUUCUGGCUUAGUCCACGGCAAGCAAUUGUUUGCCCCGUGUCAGAGAAGUCUCAGUCAUAUGCUAUGCAGGUACGGGACCAGAUUCAUGAAGCUGGUUAUCAUGUUGAUGUGGAUACAACUGAUAGAAAGAUCCAGAAAAAGGUGCGGGAAGCUCAAUUGGCACAGUACAAUUAUAUAUUGGUUGUUGGUGAGGAGGAGGCCAACACUGGACAGGUGAGUGUGCGAGUGAGAGAUAAGGCGGACCAUUCAGUUAUGAGCAUUGAGAGCCUACUGACACACUUCAAGAAUGAAGUUGCAGCUUUUCAUUAAGUUUUGCCAUGAUGAUGAGAUGGGUAGGGAGAGUGGAUAAAAUUUUGGGGAAUUUGGAUGUCAGGUGGAUUUGUUUUGCUUUCCUAUUUAAACAAGUAGCUUAUAUUUUAAUUUUGCUCAUUUGUCUGAACGGAUGUCCAUUUUCUUUUUAGAACUUGGAAGCUAACAGGAGGGCUACUGGGUUCAUCUGUACAAGUUAUAAUCAUAUUCUACGUGUAAUAUUCAGAAUAUGUCGGGAUUUACUAGUUUACCAAGAUGUAAUUCGAGCAGAAAAAGCAAGCUUGUAAACUGCUCGCCGUUCAACUUGGAUCCCAUGCUCUUCUCUCUGCACCCGACUUGUUAAGGAUGUGUUUUGGCCCCUUUGGGUAUUGCACUCA
Molecule: messenger RNA, 2599 nt
Organism: Malania oleifera
Lineage: Eukaryota; Viridiplantae; Streptophyta; Magnoliopsida; Santalales; Ximeniaceae
Product: threonine--tRNA ligase, mitochondrial 1
Exons: 20
Coding region: 27-2222 (731 amino acids)
Biological process (GO): threonyl-tRNA aminoacylation
Cellular component (GO): mitochondrion; cytoplasm; chloroplast
Molecular function (GO): threonine-tRNA ligase activity; ATP binding
Source: RefSeq, a predicted model, not a curated record